AUGGGACUCGGGCUCCUGUCGCGCUCGCUCCUGCCCUGCUGCCGCGGGGUGGCCGCCGCUCUCGGCGCUGCCGCGGCCCGCUGCCACCCGUUACCCGCUCGGUCGCUGGGUGGGGCGGCCCCCGCCCGCCUGUGGGCUCCCCUGCGGCCGCCGGGCGUGGGAGAGCCCCCGCGGGCGGGCGGCGGGCCGCGGAAGGGGGUGGCGGGCGCUGGCGGGGGGGGGGAGGGGGAGGGGGAGGAGGAGGAGGAAGCGGAAGUGGAAGUGGAGCUGGAGGAGCUGCUCGGCCCCUCUCCGCUCUCCACGAGCCCCGGCGCGCAGCGUGUGGCCGUGGUGCACCCAGCUGUCAAGUGGGGCCCGAAGAAGCCGCAGCUCAGCACGGCUGAAUUACAGAUUGCUGAAGCUGUUGCUCUUGUAGAUACCCUUCAGAGCUGGACAAUUUUAGAUAAAAUAAUUAUUCCUACAAAAAACCCUGAUAAGAAGUUCAUUUUUGGCAAAGGAAAUUUUCAGGUUUUGACAGAAAAGAUUAAAAAAUUGUCCCAUCUGACAGCUGUCUUCUUGAAUGUGGAAAGACUAUCUUCAUUAACAAAGAAAGAACUGGAAGAUGCCUGGGGCGUGAAAGUUUUUGACAGAUACACAGUUGUACUUCAUAUUUUUCGUUGCAAUGCCCGGACUAAGGAAGCAAAACUUCAGAUAGCAUUGGCUGAAAUUCCUCUUCUCAGGUCAAAUCUGAAAAACGAGGUAUCUCAGUUAGAUCAGCAGAGAGGUGGAUCGAGAUACAUCAUGGGCUCAGGUGAGACAUUCAUGGAGACACAGAAUCGUCUCUUGAAAGAAAAAGAACUUAAAAUUAGGAGUGCCCUGGAGAAGCUAAGAAGAAAAAGGUCUAUACUUAGAAAUCAACGCAAAAGACGCGAGUUUCCAAUUAUCUCGGUAAUGGGCUAUACUAAUUGUGGAAAAACCACCUUGAUCAAGUCCUUGACUGGGGAAGCAGGACUUCAACCUAAAGAUCAGCUGUUUGCCACUCUUGAUAUUACAGCUCAUGCUGGCUAUCUGCCCUCACAUAUGCCAGUUAUUUAUGUUGACACUAUUGGGUUUCUGUCUGAUCUUCCCCAUAAUCUGGUUGAGUCCUUUUCAUCUACGUUAGAAGAAGUUGCUUACUCAGAUCUCAUAGUUCAUGUGAGAGAUAUUACUCAUCCAGAAACUAUCCUCCAGAAAGCAAGUGUUCUGUCAGUUCUGAAGAAUCUUAAUCUUCCCAGCCACUUAUUGGAAUCAAUGGUAGAAGUUCAUAACAAAGUGGAUUUGAUAGAAAGGUAUAAGCCCACUGAAGAAAAUGCUCUAGCCAUUUCUGCUUUACAUGGUCAUGGUUUAGAAGAGCUGAAAGAAGAAAUAGAGAAAAGAAUUUUGAAAGCAACUGGGAAGAAGAUUCUGACAGUUAAGAUCAACUUAGAGGGACCUCAGCUAAGUUGGCUAUAUAAACAAGCAACAGUCCAGGAAGUAGAAGUCACACCUGAGGAUGGCACAGCCAGUGUGAAGGUGAUAAUCAGUAAUUCUGCCUAUGGUAAAUACAGAAAACUCUUUCCCAACAGUAAGUUAUUUAUCCCAUGAAACUGCAUCCUUUUCUGGAAAAAGAAACUGAUCUCAUUAAGAGCAUUUGAAAUUAACUUUACAAUAUUUGGGCUAUCAAGUCAUUAACAGUGUAUUUCUUAUCCACUUGAGGUUUUUGAUAUACUGACAUUGUCCCAUUUUUCAGAAUAAAGUAAUAUUUAUUACCUCCAA
Molecule: messenger RNA, 1773 nt
Organism: Dromaius novaehollandiae (emu)
Lineage: Eukaryota; Metazoa; Chordata; Aves; Casuariiformes; Dromaiidae
Gene: GTPBP6
Product: GTP binding protein 6 (putative)
Exons: 10
Coding region: 1-1602 (533 amino acids)
Cellular component (GO): cytoplasm
Molecular function (GO): GTP binding; ribosome binding
Source: RefSeq, a predicted model, not a curated record